Messenger RNA from Henningerozyma blattae CBS 6284, 903 nucleotides. It is a transcript of the gene SEC28, whose product is annotated as coatomer subunit epsilon. Gene Ontology annotation, cellular component: COPI vesicle coat. Gene Ontology annotation, biological process: intra-Golgi vesicle-mediated transport; endoplasmic reticulum to Golgi vesicle-mediated transport; retrograde vesicle-mediated transport, Golgi to endoplasmic reticulum. Gene Ontology annotation, molecular function: protein binding; structural molecule activity. Lineage: Eukaryota; Fungi; Ascomycota; Saccharomycetes; Saccharomycetales; Saccharomycetaceae. The transcript has a single exon. The coding region runs from base 1 to 903 and encodes 300 amino acids. The record is from RefSeq and is a predicted model, not a curated record.
AUGGAUUAUUUUAGACUAAAACAAACCUAUUACACUGGUGAAUAUAAACAAGCUUUAAAAGAAAUUGAAUCAUUACCUGUUGAUGAUACUACUUUAUUUUACAAAGGUCUUACAUUGAUCACAUUGUCAAAGUAUGAAACUCUGACUUCUUCCAGUACUGAACACAAUGACUUAAUUGAGUCUAUGGAUUUGUAUUCCAAGUUUAUUAAGGAUAAAAAACUAAUCAAAGAUUUGGAAUCAAAAAUCGAGUUGAGUAGUUCCAAACCUUUUCAAUUGUUUUUAUUGGCUUCUGCAAAAGCUAUAAAUAGAGAAUUCGAUGAAAGUUUAAAUAUAUGUGUUGCUGGUAUUGAUGGAGAUGAAACUUUGGGUGUUCCUGAAUUAUUAUUAUUAGCUAUUGAAGUUUCUCUAUUAAACGACCAACCAAGUGUAGCAAAGACAAUGUAUGAUAACUAUACCAAUAACUUUGGUGAUCAAAUUAAUAGUGAAAAUGAAUUAAUUUUAAAUUUGGCCGAAUCUUAUAUUAAAUUUGUCACCCAUAAAGAUACAACUACUUCAAACUUUUAUUAUUUUGAAGAAUUAGCUCAAAGUUUCCCAACUUGGUUAACCCAAUUGUCUUUGCUAAACUUACAUUUACAACAAAAAAAUGUCAUAGAAGCUGAACAAAUUAUUUCUACUUUGGAAUCAGAUUAUUAUUCAAAGGAACAAAAAGAUUUAGCUGCUAUUUAUUAUCCAAACUUAUUGACUGCAAAGAUUAUUUUGAGUUCAAUGAAAGCUAAAUAUGAUAAUAUCAAUGACUUAAGAGAAGAAUUGAAAAAAGUUGACCCAAAUAAUAGUUAUAUUAAAGAACAUGAUCAAUUGAACUUGAAAUUCGACGAAGUUGUUGCUAAAUAUUCUUCUUUAUAA